AUGCCACAAUUAGUGCCCUUUUUCUUCUUAAAUCAAUUAUUUUAUGGUUAUUUAAUCUUAUUCGCUAUCUUAGUUUUAUCUUCAUAUGUUAUUUUACCUUAUAUCCUAAAAUUACGUAUUGCUAGAAUUAUUAUAGCUAAAUUUUAA
Ogataea philodendri is the source of this 147-nucleotide messenger RNA. Lineage: Eukaryota; Fungi; Ascomycota; Pichiomycetes; Pichiales; Pichiaceae. The record is from the annotation of a RefSeq genome assembly.